Messenger RNA from Fusarium redolens, 378 nucleotides. RefSeq names its product Endoribonuclease L-PSP/chorismate mutase-like protein. Gene Ontology annotation, molecular function: deaminase activity. Lineage: Eukaryota; Fungi; Ascomycota; Sordariomycetes; Hypocreales; Nectriaceae. The transcript is spliced from 4 exons. The record is from RefSeq and is a predicted model, not a curated record. Gene Ontology annotation, cellular component: mitochondrion; cytosol. The coding region runs from base 1 to 378 and encodes 125 amino acids.
AUGUCUUCCGACCAGCAGAUCAUUUUCACCAAGGACGCCCCUGCGGCGCUUGGCCCUUACUCUCAAGCCAUUAAGACCCCCAACAUGAUCUACUGCUCUGGCCAGAUUCCUCUUACGCCCGAGGGUGAGAUGGUUCAGGGUAUCACCGAACAGACCCGCCAGGCUUGCAAGAAUGUCCAGGCUGUUGUUGAGGCGGCAGGCUCGUCUAUUUCCAAGGUUGUCAAGACCACGGUCUUCAUCUCUGACAUGUCCUACUUUGCUGAAAUCAACACUGAGUACGAGAAGUGGUUUUCACACAAGCCUGCCCGCAGCUGUGUGGCUGUCAAGACUCUUCCCAAGAACGUUGACGUUGAGAUUGAGGUCAUUGCUCUUCCAUAG